This is a messenger RNA of Limulus polyphemus (Atlantic horseshoe crab), 667 nucleotides long. RefSeq names its product RNMT-activating mini protein-like. The coding region runs from base 32 to 496 and encodes 154 amino acids. Lineage: Eukaryota; Metazoa; Arthropoda; Merostomata; Xiphosura; Limulidae. Gene Ontology annotation, molecular function: RNA binding. The transcript has 2 exons. Gene Ontology annotation, biological process: RNA 5'-cap (guanine-N7)-methylation. The record is from RefSeq and is a predicted model, not a curated record.
GAAACAAUGUGGUUUGAUGAGGUAAUUUGAAAUGGCGACGGUCGGUUUGGAUGAUAAGCCUCACAAUGAAGAAAAUCUAAAACAGGUAAAAGAAACAAAUAAGCAAGAUAACAGUAAAACUAAUAGAUGUUCGGAAAGUUACGAAAGACUGAAAAAACGUUUAAAUGAGUUUGAGGAGCUUUUUGCUAACCGAUACACAGAAAGCGAUGAAGAUUUUAUGAAAUUGAAAGCUCAACCGUUACCUGAUCCUCCUUGUGUAUCUCCUUGGGAAGCAGAACCUGUACGAGAGUACCAAGAUCGGUAUCACGGUAGGAACAGGUGGAGAGAAGGUGAAAGAAACCAUUACAGGAACCGAGAGCAAAGUUAUUCAGGUUCAAGAAAUCCACGAGAAGGAAGGAGAGACGAUUACAGAAGCCGAGAACCACGUGGCAGAAGAUUCAGAGACUCGGAAGAUUGGAACAGAUAUGAUAACAGGAGAAGGGAUAGAAGGUGGUAAAAUACAACUGUAAAUGUAUGCAAUGGUCUAACAGCUUAGAAGAUACACUGUAAUGUGUUUCAAAUGAUUUCAAACUACCAUUCAAUAAAGUUUCACACACAUUUUGUAAAUACUUUCAUGUAUUACAAACAUCUUUCAACAAAUAAAUUGUCAGUUUUGGAAUACAGUAAA